Messenger RNA from Penicillium daleae, 840 nucleotides. RefSeq lists its product as uncharacterized. The coding region runs from base 1 to 840 and encodes 279 amino acids. The record is from RefSeq and is a predicted model, not a curated record. The transcript is spliced from 3 exons. Lineage: Eukaryota; Fungi; Ascomycota; Eurotiomycetes; Eurotiales; Aspergillaceae.
AUGCCUCCCGUCACUACAUCCCACAUAACCAAUGACCUCUACUCAGCCCUCUACGUUAUCUGGGCACCACUCAAGGAGGGAAACACGAUCAGCCUGGCCUCACUUGAGAGCUACGAGCAGGCCGAUCAGAUACUGGAUGGAUACCGCGGUUUCCAGGCUUACCUCUACGAUAUCAAUGCUGGCAGAAGAAUACCCUCGUGCGCACUGGCUAUCUUCGCUCUCGUCCGCCUUGCCCAGCUCCGCGUCCUGAGACCUAUCGCCCCCCUCAGCAAUCGCGGUAGUAUCUCCAUCCUCUUCCGGAACGAGCGCCUCAACUGGCCAGUUCUGAGUAACUUCCUUCCCCACUCCACUGACAGUGAGGGGGUAGUCCGUCAUGCCUUGACCCAGUUGCUGGACGGGCUGAGCUUGCUGGUGCCGAAUGAGACGCUUGCCUGGCGCUUUACGCGGCAUGCCAUCGAGCCGGCUUUGUUUGGACGCGGGGUUAUGGAGGCUCGGAUUGAUGGGGUUCUGGCAGAUCGCCGCACAGAUGAGGAAACUGCCAAGAUGGUCUGCUGGAUUCAGCAUGAUGUGAGGAAGAGCCGUGCCCGCCCGCCUCCUCGGUACCUGUGUAUCUCUCAGUGGCAGGAAGAGAUAUACCUUGUCGUUGCCAAUUUCUCGAAGGAAUAUGAGGAGUACAUCAGGACCAUCGAGGACUCUGAACUCGGAUACCCCUUCAGAAUGGUCCCUGAUAUCAUGGUGAUGGAGGAAUAUGGUCCUUUCAACAUCAGGGAUGCGGAGGAUAUGAAGGAGUUUGCCAGACAUGUUGUGGCAUACUAUUGUGAGAUUCAGAGGACGACAUAG